CUCUGGGUUCUUGUUGGACAGCUCUGGCAGGGAAAUGCUCCCGCUGUGUCUUUUGUAUGUGCAAGUGGUCCAAACAAAAGCUUAGUGAGAAAUCUCUGGGAAGCCCAAGCUGUCGGGCAGGAAUGCUCCCUCUCUCUUGUGGCUCAGCGCUUGAGUCUUAAUCAGUCACCGGAGGGGCUGGUUGAGCUGGGGGCCUCCUAGACCCAGCAGGCGGACAGGAACUCACUCACUCCUGACCUUGCUUGCCUCAAUAAAAUCUAUUAGCUGAACACAGACGAGUAAAAAGCCGGUCAUUGUUGCUGAUGUGAUGCAGAUAAAUCAAACUAACUGCCCACUGUUUCCUCCUUAUGUAAUAUAUUUCUCAAGCCAGGGAAUGGCUGAAUAUUUACAUGUACAAGGGUUUUUUUUUCCAGUUUUUUAUUAUAAAUUGUUUAGAUUACAUGACAAAUAAGAAAACACAGGCAGAGGUUCUGAAGUAAAAGUGGAAGUUAUUUUUGUCCAGUAGAAAUAAUGGAAACAUAAGGGUGUGUGUGUUUCCCUCUAUAAGAAGGCGGAGUUUUCUCCCUGGGGUCCUGAGCCAAACUGGUGUUAUGUAACGGAUACGCUGCUUCUCAUCCUGAUGUGUGUCACCCGAAAGUUUACAAGCAGCGUGUCUGACAAAAUCUUUUCAGCGGCGCGUCUGCAGAUCGGUAGCGGGACAUUUUUAAGAAAAUUGGCCUUCAGAGCUGAUUUUUAGCCAAAGAACUGUCUUACACAACCAUAAACCUAAUUGAAAACUGACCUUAAACGCUGCCAAAGAUCAAGUCUUUGUUGGUUAAUGUUCAACUCUGGAAGCUCUCGGUGUGCCUGACGAGGAAUUUGGAAAUGGGACUUUGCAUUUAGGUUUUGAAAGCAGCCGGACGGACGGACAUGGGCAGCGGUACAAGCAGAGGGAAGAGAGUUGCACCUGCGUGUGUCAGCGAGGUGAACGUGGCCAAAACAGCUGCCGGUGGCACUUUACCCAAACAGGACAGCAGUCCGUUCAAGCCUCUCAAAGUCCAUGCAAUUUUGCGCAACGCGCGCAACCGUGCGCAACCGGACUGCCACAGCGAGGGGCACGACUCCGACUUUUCCAGGGAGGACGAGGACAUUGAUGGAGAGCUGGACACUGUUCUUGCUGAUUACGAGGAGCGAAGGAGAGUUUCUGUGAAGAAAAAUCCUCCAAAGAAGACCGUCAUCAGAUCCAAAACAUACGGACUCUGUCAUUUUAGUAAGGAAGACGACGAGGACUUCAGCUCCAGAGCCGAAGAGCCACGUGGCUCACACGGUGAAGCAAGAGAUGUAAACAAGAGGAGCAAUGAUGCUUUCACACACUUUAAAAAACACACACCUGCGUGCCCCAGUCAGCACAGUUCCUCCUCUCAAGGCUUUUUGACAAGAGGGGCUUUGUUGGAAGCUGUUCCCACAUCAGAAAAACAAUCGACUUUUGGCAGCUGCCACAGCUCCUCUCUCACCAUGCCAGUCAUCCCUUACGAUGGAUCAGAAGAGGAGCUGAUGGACACUAUUGAGAGAGAGUUUAGUUGACCCCCAGCUGAGAAUGCUGCAGCAAAGCUGCUGUCCUCUUCUGGUGUAUUCAUGGGAUACAGAAGUUUGCAGAAUAACAUUUUAAAGAGAGAAAGUGAACCAGGGUUUCUUUUGACAAUUUCCUGCUACUUAGGAAGGCUACAUUUGCUGUAUUUAAGCACUCCAGGCCUUUGCAUUUACCCAAGCCUUAUUUAACAUCAUGAAGCAAUGUAAUCGCAGUUAUAACACCAAGUUGAACAGGUGCCAGGAGAUUCUCCUCACAGCCCAGGUCUGUUUACCGACAGAAGCCUCCUUGGUUUAUCUGCAGUGGUAAGGUGUCACCCCCCCUCUCCAAUGCUGCCGGCUCCCACAGAGCACACACCUAGUUAUUUGUUACCUAUUACUUACUUUACUGUAACUUGUCUGUUAAUAGGUAAAGGAGAGAACACAUAUUGAUCUGGUUGCUGAAACUCAGCAGCUCUGCUAAAAUCUAGCAGUAAAGGCACAUUCUUGAGACCAUGUGCCCAUGCUAUAUAUAUAUAUAUAUAUAUAUAUAUAUAUAUAUAUAUAUUAUUUUCCACCAGCAGUUUUGUACAUGCAGUGCAGUGUAUAGUUUUUUAGUGGCAACCCUGCAAAGGUAUGAGCUGGGGUUGUUUAUUUAAGGUUUCCUUCCUGACCACAGUUCCUGCACUUCUCCACCCUUAUGAAGAAGGAAUGUGUGGCAGCAGAGACUUUCAGUCAGGCUCAGUUUGAUCCAGCUGCGUUUCUGCUAAUGACAAGAUUCAACCACAUUCAAACAUAAAGUCCUGCUGACACUUAGUGGUGAAACACAGAAGUUGUGCGCAUGAACACAUAUGUGAACAUUUAUGUGAAUACUGUAUGUGUCAACAAACUGCACUUGUCAUUGUUUAACGAAUUUCAACCAGAAAUGUAGAGGAAGAGUUUUGUCAUUUUGUUUUAUAUUGCAAAUAAAAAUGGACUUUUGCAGAA
This is a messenger RNA of Siniperca chuatsi (mandarin fish), 2532 nucleotides long. RefSeq lists its product as uncharacterized. Bases 910 to 1563 code for a protein of 217 amino acids. The transcript has 3 exons. The record is from RefSeq and is a predicted model, not a curated record. Lineage: Eukaryota; Metazoa; Chordata; Actinopteri; Centrarchiformes; Sinipercidae.